CUUAUUCCCUAUGGGAUAGGAUCACUUAAUUAACCUCUCAAAUUAUAAUAAAGACUUUCUAAUAAUAGGUUUUAAGAUCCUCCUCAUCAAACUCAAACAUCUUACUGAUAGUAAUCGUUUUAGAAACGCAUCAAACCCACACAGGCGGCUAGACUCCAUUCAGUUUAUUCGUUCAAAGUUUCAUUUUUCAUCUUCCCUGGGUUUCCCUGCUUAGAGUUUGUCAAUCGAAACAAAGGUUUUGCAGAAGAUGGUCUCCAAGAGAAGAGUUUCUGAUUCCUGGUGGAGCUUCAAACUUUCCCGAAUUAUGCUCUCAAAGAAGGUGGUUUCGCGGAAGAAGCUCAGAAAGAGAAAGGUUUCUUCGGUCAAGAAAACGUCCCCAAAAUCACCAUCAUCAGCAGGGAAGACUGAAUUCAUAUUUAGAUCCAGUCGUUUUGAUCGAUUUCCCAGCGACCCUUCCUAUGCGGUUGUUGAUUGCCCAAGAAUUCUCCCCUUGGCGAUAAUGGAAUCCAGUAGACCAGACCAACUUCCGGUUGACAUGGUUGACAUUUCCGGAAAGCAGAUUAUAAGUGUUAGGAAUGCAGGGGAUAAUACAGAGAAGCAGAAGAUUGUGAGUGAUAGGAAUGCAGGGGAUAAAACAGAGAAGGGACUCACCACUUUUGGUUUUGUUUAUGGAGGAGUGGUUACUGUUGAUGGUAAGGACGGUGGACAGGGAUCAGGGAUAGGCACUGUACAGAAUGUUGUUAAGAUUGAUUCUCGCAUGAUUGUUGGGGAUUGCGAGGUGUUGAAAGCAUUGCUCGAUGAUUUACAGAACAAGUACAGCGAUCAUGAACGGUUGGAGGUGGAUAGAAGAAUUCCUGUUUUAGAAGAAGCAUCACCUGCGAGGGACAUGAUUGAAGGACACAGGAACGAUAUAGUUUCUCGGAAGAAAUCCUCUGCAUGGAGUCUCAAGUCUAUACUAAACGGGAUUUUCAGUUUCUGGAGGAAGUCAUAAAUCGUCUGUUCAAUUGACUAGGAAUUAUCGCUGCUGUUGAUUUGUGGUUUCGGGUGGUUCUAAAGUUACACUCACCAGUCACCACUUGCGUAUGUACAUAGUCCUUUUUCACCUUUUACUACAUUUUGGCUUUAUAACUCUUCUGCAGAUAGGAAUUCAUCAUGAUCUCAAACUAUUAGCAAAGGCAUAGAUCUAGAUACAUUUUUCUUGAAAGCAGAAAAGGCAGAGUUUGUGCAGCUGAUUCUCACAAUCAAGCCUAUCCUUCUGAUACUUUUCAAGGUUUUGGAGCCGGGCUAUGCCUACUUGAAAGUCUCGUUGAUGGACAAUAUAUAUAAGUUUUGGAUUUUCGGUUCUCGGUCCUAAACCUAAAUUUUUUUUGUGUGUUGUGUUUAAUUUCAUACGUGUUAAUGAGG
This is a messenger RNA of Oldenlandia corymbosa var. corymbosa, 1404 nucleotides long. The record is from the annotation of a GenBank genome assembly. NCBI's taxonomy places the organism in Eukaryota, Viridiplantae, Streptophyta, Magnoliopsida, Gentianales, Rubiaceae.